GCAGUUCAGUUUCAAACAAUUAGUGAAGAUGAAAACGUUUAUUUUUUUCACAUGUGCGUUCAUAUUAGUGCAAAUUUCAAAACAGCAAGAUUUUGGAGAUGCUUUUCAACCCGUCAAUAAUAUUUCACUCUGUUGUAAUAAAAUUUAUGAUCAGAAACACUUUACUAUAAUAAGUCCUGGGUUUCCGAAUGGUCAAUUAACAGAUGUCGAUUGUGAAUACAGGAUCAAAAGGGCAAACGAUAAUAUUUGUAGAUUAAAAUUGAAGUUUAAUUUUUUCUCGAGUGGGAUUUUUAAGAAUGGUGACUGUUUAAAUGGAUAUAUGGAGAUCGAUGGUAAAAAAAUAUGUGGUUGUGCAACCGGGGUGAAAUUAACUGUUAAUUUUGAUCAAAAUUUGAGAGAUGAAAUUAAAGUUAUUAAAUAUAGGGAAAAUGAUGGAUUUUUGAAUGGUGUUAGUGGGUUUUCUAUAGAAAUUACUCAGGAUAGUUGCCCUGAAAAGCUACAAAAUAAAAAUACUUAUAACAAAGAAUUAAAUUUAAGAUCUUAUUAUACUUAUUAUUAUAAUUAUUUUGAUGAUUAUGAACAAGAAUCGAGUUAUAUAGAUGUUUCUCAAUUUGAUAAUAAAAACAAUAAUUGCAAUAAAUGGCAUCAAAUAAAUCAUUUACACCACGUGUUUAAAUCAUGGUAUCAUAAUUCUCCGAGAUGCCCUCAAAAAAUUGAUUAUACCAGUAGAUGUAUUAUUUUAAAUUCGAUUAAUGGAUCUUUUCGCAGUGCUGGUUAUCCUUAUUGGUAUGGAAAUAAUUUAAAUCAAUGUUAUAGAUUUAUCCAACAACCCGGCUUUUGCUCAGUAAAAGUACACAUGUUGGAUUUCCAAUUACAAAAUAGUUACGAUUGUUACAACGAUUAUCUUCUAUUUAAUAAUAAACACAGGUCUUGUGGAAAUGAAUUAUGCAACAAAGUUUUUUAUCUACCUUUUAAGCAACAACAUUACGAUCUCUUUUUCAUAACUGAUUAUUGCUUUUGUAACCGUGGUUUUGCGGGGACAUAUGAACAAAUUAGUUGUAAUAAUGAAACAACAACUGAAGUAAUUACUACUGAGAGUAAUACUGAAAUUAUAACAACAACUGAAUUGGAACUAAUUCCUUGCGGUGGAUUGAUUACAGCUAAAAAUUUUACUUUGGACAUUUUUGAGUAUCAACAAAAUAUGUGUAGAUUUGUUGUUAGAAGAUUCAGUGAUGCAAUUUGUACUCUUGGUAUAACCUUUAACGACUUUAACUUGGAUUGUAACGUGCGUAAUUUAAUUAUUAAUGGAACAACACAUUGUGGAUAUAAAUCUGGAGAAGAAAUUUUAUUAAGUUUUACUAGUAACAAUGAUGAAAUCGAAAUAUUGUAUCAAGGAAAUAACGUGGGAGGUAGAAAUAGGAUAUUAAGUCUGGAUGUUAUACAAAAGGACUUUGAUUGUUCGCCAGAUUUGGAAGUACCACCUCCUUCAUAAUUUUAAUUUAAUU
Messenger RNA from Onthophagus taurus, 1505 nucleotides. RefSeq lists its product as uncharacterized. The record is from RefSeq and is a predicted model, not a curated record. NCBI's taxonomy places the organism in Eukaryota, Metazoa, Arthropoda, Insecta, Coleoptera, Scarabaeidae.